Molecule: messenger RNA, 1619 nt
Organism: Aedes aegypti (yellow fever mosquito)
Lineage: Eukaryota; Metazoa; Arthropoda; Insecta; Diptera; Culicidae
Gene: Or69
Product: odorant receptor 30a
Exons: 5
Coding region: 56-1213 (385 amino acids)
Biological process (GO): sensory perception of smell; detection of chemical stimulus involved in sensory perception of smell
Cellular component (GO): plasma membrane
Molecular function (GO): olfactory receptor activity; odorant binding
Source: RefSeq, a predicted model, not a curated record
ACACUUAUUUGCUUCAUUUGAAACAGUAUUGCUUACAUUCCAACAGUCUUCAACCAUGGCUUCACUGGAGGGAUAUUAUAGAAUUCGUGCCCCAUUGAUCACCAUUUCAAAAAUAAUGGGCGCAGAAAUUUGGACAUCCGACAAGUUUUUUCAACCAGCAUCGUAUAUGCUGAUGGCACACAUGGUCAUCUAUAAUGUGUGCAAUGGGUACACCGUCCUCACUCAGAUAUCGGAUCCGGUCAAGUUGAUGCAGGUUACGAUAAUCUUCGGAAUUGCUUCACAGUUGAUCUUCAAAUUUUUCUAUGCAAUUUCGAGGAAGUAUGAUCUUCGGAAAAUGUUCGAUAUCGCAGAGGAAACAAUUUACCAGCGCUAUUCCGAAGGCAACAAGGAAGAAGUUUUGAUUCUCCAUAAGACUGUACGAUAUUUAGGAAUCAUUUGGAAGUUUUUGGCUUUAAUCUACUCGUCGACAUUAUUCGUUUUUGGCAUGUGGCCCAUCUACGUGUACUAUUCAACAGGUCAAAUGGUACCUCUAUUUUCCUACGAAAUUCCACUGAUCGAUCCUGCAAGCUCGUUCGGAUACAUAUUGAACAUGUUCCUACACGUCGACAUUUACAUACUGGGGAUUCUCGGAUCAAUUCUAGCCGAUUACACAUUCAUUUUUAUUGUUUUCCAUGCCGUGGCGAACGUGGAUUUGUUCAUUUUACAUUCAAAAGAAUUGUCUGAUUUAUUGAUCGAGAACGAUCCGACAAAAAAUGUGAGAGCAAUUAAAGAAAAGUGGAAUUGUUGCAUGUGUGAUCAUCAAAUUGCUACUGAAUACCUUAACGGUACGGAAGAUAUUGUCGGUUUGUUGUGUCUGGUACAAGUAUUUUCAUGCAUAUUCACAAUCUGUGAUGCGAUGCUUUUGGUAGCUCUGACUGAUUGGUAUGCAGCUGUUUGCUUUUUGAUUGUGGUUUUUGGAGAAAUUACUAUUUAUUUCCUUAUUGGAAAUUUUGUUGAGCUAAAGGUUGAUGAGCUGUAUGCAUCAGUAGUCAGCGUGCCGUGGAAUCUUCUGAACAAUAUUCAACAGAAAGAGUAUGGCUAUUUGCUGGCCCGAUCACAGAGACCACUGAUUUUGACUUUAUUUGGGUUUGCUCCGUUAAAUUUUGAAAGCUACAUGACGGUUUUGCGAGCCUUAUACCAAUUUUUUGUCAUGAUAAUGCAGUCUGUGGAAUAGGCAGAACAUUUUUCAUUUACAGCGAGAUGUUAUCAGGCUUUGCUAAGCAAUAUAUUUGUUCUGUUUCCUAAGAAAACUACAGGGUUGAAUAUGAUUUUUGUGUAUUCAAUGGUGUUGUGAAAUGUUUAAUAAAAAUUAAAUUUAAAUAAUAUAAAUAUAUUUUAGAUUAAAAACAGUGUGACUUUUGCAAGUUGUUUUGUUGGGAAUAUGGCUUUGGACCCUUUUUAUUAUUUGUUUAUUAGUAUCAUUCCAAAAAUUGCAUUUAUUUCUUAUAUCUAGGUGUUCUGUGUAGGAAAACACUAUCAUAUGUAUUUGGUAAAACUAUAUUAAGCUGAUCUGAUCCGAAUUUUUACAAGAGAGUUGUUUUCACUUGCCUAUAGGAGAACGCAACACUUUCAAUUAACUU